This is a messenger RNA of Pelodiscus sinensis (Chinese soft-shelled turtle), 972 nucleotides long. Lineage: Eukaryota; Metazoa; Chordata; Testudines; Trionychidae. The record is from RefSeq and is a predicted model, not a curated record.
AUGCUGAAGAAGACAAUGGCCAACCAAAGCGCUGUGACCGAGUUCCUUCUCCUGGGCUUCUCUGAGGUGCGGGAACUGCAGAUUUUGCAUUUCAUGGUGUUUCUGGUGCUUUAUCUGGCUGCCCUACUGGGGAACCUUCUCAUCAUCUCAGCCAUCGUCCUUGACCACCGACUUCACAGCCCCAUGUACUUCUUCCUGAUGAACUUGUCUAUCCUUGACCUGGGCGCUGUCUCCAUCACCCUCCCCAAAUCCAUGGCCAACUCCCUCCUGGACACCAGACAGAUUUCAUAUUCCGGAUGCCUUUCCCAAGUCUUUCUCCUCUUGUUCUUCGCUUCAACCGAUUUUGCCUUGCUGACCAUCAUGGCCUACGACCGAUACGUCGCCAUCUGCCACCCGCUGCAUUAUGGAACCAUGAUGAACAGGCGAGCGUGUGUCCGAAUGGUGGCCCUUGCCGGAAGUUGUGGGAUUUUGUAUUCUACUCUGAACACCGGGAACACCUUCGGAUUAAGUUUCUGUGGAGGCCACAACGUAGAUCAGUUCUUCUGUGAGAUCCUCCAGCUCCUCAAACUGGCCUGUGCUGACUCCUACCUCAGGGAAAGUGGGAUUAUUGUCUUUAGCGUGUGCUUAGUCUUGAUGUGCUUUGGUUUAAUAGUGGUGUCGUACGUUCAGAUCUUCAAAACGGUGCUGAGAAUGCCCUCGGAGCAGGGCCGGCAUAAGGCCUUCUCCACCUGCCUCCCCCACCUCAUCGUCAUCUCGUUGUUCCUUUUCCCUGGCAUCUUUGCCUACCUGAAACCCAUCUCCACCUCGGCAUCAGCUCUGGAUCUUGUGGCCUCGAUUCUGUAUUCCGUGGUGCCGCCCAUGCUAAAUCCGAUCAUCUACAGUGUAAGGAACAAGGAGAUUAAAGCUGCCCUGUGGAGAAUGGUCAAAUGGAGGUUAUUCACCAAGAAUAAAAUGUCUGCCCUUUUUCCAUAA